Zymoseptoria tritici IPO323 is the source of this 2886-nucleotide messenger RNA. RefSeq lists its product as uncharacterized. The coding region runs from base 1 to 2886 and encodes 961 amino acids. NCBI's taxonomy places the organism in Eukaryota, Fungi, Ascomycota, Dothideomycetes, Mycosphaerellales, Mycosphaerellaceae. The transcript has a single exon. The record is from RefSeq and is a predicted model, not a curated record.
AUGUUCUCAUCAUGGACUGCACCUUCCUCCCGAGCCUCUUCGCCAUCUCCUGCAUCGUCACCUUCGUCUCCAACGUCGUUCCAUGAUGCGCUCACGACUUCAUCUUCACCUUCAUCGUCCCCAACUUUGUUCCACGAUGCUUCCUCGGCUAUCGAAGCGGACUUCCCACCUCGAGCAGUUUUAUCGACAACAAAGUCGCCUUCGUCGACAACAGAAGCUCCAGCCGACGAUGCAGUGUCCACAACAUCACAGGAAGCAAUCACGGCCAACACGAAGACAGAAGAAAAGGUUCGGCUCGUCACGACCAGGCAGCCUUUGCACUUCUUCGAUUUCCCGCAAGAAAUUGUGGAUCACAUUCUUGGGUAUGCGUACCCGGAGGAAGACCUCGCCAAAUUCGUGGUCAAGGAAGACUGGGAUGAGGAGGAGAUGGAGCGCAAGCGGAUCAACUUCGCAUACGAACUGCGACCUUUCCCACCACGAAAAGUGUGCGACUUCAUGGUUUCGAAGAAGUUCUUUGCAUGCGCCACAGCAGCAUGGGUUGGCAAUCAAGAGUUCAUCCACCGCUCGGCACGUCCGGCAAGCAGCAGCAACUCUAUCUUUGAUGGGCUCGGCACUUGGAGAACCCGGCGCACACAUUUCGCAAUCGUGGAGCGCCUGUGCAAAAGACUCACUACACAGUUCCGAUCGGUACUCACCUUGGACAGGCUUCCGAAUCUGAGUCGUCUUACACUCCGGGUCGGAGCCGAUUCCUUCCAAGUGCUGGAACCACGAUUCGCGUGGCAGUUUGCGCUCACGGAGGAAGACCUUGUCAAGGUUCUCGUCGAUUGCAAAUACAUUACCCGGCUUUCUGGAUUGACACACCUUGCGUUGACACCUGCGGAUAUCAAAUACGCCACCAGCAAGCAACAGAAGUCGCUAUGGAAGACGAACGUCUCGGCGUUAGAAAAGGCGCUCAAACCAUUUGUCUUGACUCCAUUAGCCUUGCACAAAUUCGAUCCCGAGCUCAAGACGCAUCCUGCAGGCUACCCCGUGCAGCAGGCUUUCGGGUUCCAGCGCCUGUGGAAAGCUUUCCUCGAGAGCGAAAGACUUGGGCACGGCGGGCAGGAAGACGAAUCUUCUUCCGAGGACAGUGGAGCGGUACAUACCUCCAUGGCGAUCGCCAAGCUGGGGUUCACCUUUCCGCGUGCUGAAAGCGCCUCGAAUGAGCAUGAUCCCUCGAAGCAAGACAAGCAGGACGGCGUCAGCCGUGCAGAUCUUAUCACAAUGCUCAACGCAGAUCUCAAAGCCGCAUCAUUCUACGGAUGUGGGCCUGCUUUGACCUCACUCACCGAUGAGAUGCCCCGGCUGUCAUCACCUCCGGGACAAAGCUUGUGCAUGGAAGUCAAGCAACACCCAGAAGCGGUCUUUCGCGGCGGCGACGAGGAGUCCAUCUGUCGAAUCAACACAAGCGUCGGCGCCGCGUCUUUCUUCCAGAACGAACUCCCAUCCAUGUCCAUGAACGAGCUGGGCGUAAUAACCGACAGCGCCGAUUUCUCCAAGCAAAUUAUGGACGCCGAACUCACCGAGCUUCCUGCCGAGAACUUUGCAAAUAGCGAAGCUGCCCAGCAAGUCUCGUCUGGUCUGGCCGAAACCCGCGAGCACGGUAAUCGGCGUCUCGAUAACUUCUUUCUCCAAGAAACCUGCAUGGAUGGUCCGUCUGGCCUGCCAACCAUUCUCCAGUCGAAGUCAGUCAUCCGCAAAGACGGACCAGUCACCACUAUGUUCAGUGACGCCGGCAAUGGUGACUGCAUCUUUCCCUGGAGCCCCUGCAGAGACUGCGAGAUGGCCAAGCAAUCUCUGCUCUCUCGUCAAACCAGCACUAAUGAGCCCAGCGUUGCCAGUCUCGCAAGCUCCAUGGAACCUGAGCAGAGCAAUAGCCUCGCUGUGUCGGAACUCUCGGGCGAAGUCUGCGAUCAUCCCACCAGCCCCGCCCCGUCCAGCCACCAGCAUCUGGCCGAUAUCUCGAAGGGGCCAGACACGCACGCGACGACUACAUCCACUUCCGAUGCAGCAGCGUUGGCAUCAAAGCAGGAAGCCAGCGUCAAGUCGCCGUCAAAGCCAACAGCCGCCAUGUCUUUGAUUGAAGAGCAGCGCACAAGCAGCCCACGCUUUUCCAUAUUACCGCAGAAGAAAGUGGACAAAGUCUCCGAUUUUCUCGCGACUCUUCCACAUGCCAUGUCUGUUCUGGCCUCUCCAUCGAAUGCAAGCGCUUUUGGUCUCGUCGAGCACAGCGAUGUCGUUGACAUACUUAGACCUCUGGCUUUCACGAUGUCAUCAUCACCGGUCCGUCGAGAUAGCAUCAAGUUCGUCAACGGGCGCAUCUAUGCGAAGGCUCGUGCGGAAGCUCUCCGGAGGCAGACCAACCUCCAAAACAUGGCGAUUCAGUUUUAUCAAACGACGAGUGAAGCCGUUGAGGUCUUUCAAGGCUCAAGUGGACCAUCCGGGCAUGUUGAAGAAGCUCUCACGAGUGCCACGAGUCCCGCACAGGCUCCUGCAGAGCCUAGUAACAUUGAUGAAAAGGCCUCGUCUCACAGCGGUGGUCAAGCUCUCAGAAGGGACGAGGCCGAGGGUAUCCGAUACUCAGAGGCUGACGAAAUUUGCAUCGAUGGAGAACUCUUGUGGUAUCUGAUUCAGCCAAAGCUGGUGGAGCGCAGAUGGGUCUAUCCAGAAUGUCACAACAGGCUUGCACUUGACCUAGAAGCUAUGAUGGUGAACGGCAAAGACAAGGCAGCCGUCCGUGAGGUGCUGCUGAAUUGGCUGGGGACGGGCCCAUAUGCUCCUACCGGGGCUGCCAUCGAUGAAUUUGUUCGUUGGCUGUUCGACUUCGUCAAGUCCCAUUCUGCUUAG